This is a messenger RNA of Tripterygium wilfordii, 1306 nucleotides long. RefSeq names its product pentatricopeptide repeat-containing protein At4g38150. Lineage: Eukaryota; Viridiplantae; Streptophyta; Magnoliopsida; Celastrales; Celastraceae. Bases 16 to 990 code for a protein of 324 amino acids. Gene Ontology annotation, molecular function: protein binding. The record is from RefSeq and is a predicted model, not a curated record. The transcript has a single exon.
GCAGUUGGUAUCGUCAUGCCUCGCAUUAUGCUCACUGGGGCGUGGAAGAAACUCCUUCCCCAUCACUGUCACCCUUCAUCGCCGAUUAUUACAUCAAAAAUACGCCGUUUCAGCUCGCUAGAUGCAGGAGAUGACAGCUACGGAACUCCUGUGACUCCACCGGAUCCCAUUCCCAACAGGCCUCUGAGGGCCGAGAGGCCUUUUCGCCGUCACUCUGCUUCUGAAAAACCCAACACAUCUCGACCUCAACCUCCCACUUCUGAUCGUCAAGUACAGAUUCCCCAAACUUCCAAUUUCCCUCGGAACAGGGAUGAACAGGAAUCAGACCGUUCUUUCCUUGAAAAAUUCAAGCUUGCGAAUCCUCAAGCACAACCUCCUCCCCGUAGUCGUCAAAAACAUCAUCAACAGGAACAGCAAGAACCUCCGGAGGAGGCAGCUGAGAUUUUUAAGAAGAUGAAGGAGACCGGUUUAAUUCCAAAUGCGGUUGCCAUGCUCGAUGGCCUCUGCAAGGAUGGCCUCGUUCAAGAAGCCAUGAAGCUUUUUGGGCUUAUUCGCGAGAAAGGUACAAUUCCAGAAGUUGUCAUUUACACCGCUGUAGUUGAGGGCUUCUGCAAGGCCCAUAAGCUUGACGAUGCCAAGAGGAUUUUCCGAAAGAUGCAGAACAAUGGCAUCACUCCUAAUGCUUUCUCUUACUCGGUCUUGAUUCAAGGACUGUAUAAAUGCAAUUGCUUGGAUGAUGCUGUUCAAUUCUGCUUAGAAAUGAUAGAGGCUGGAAAUUCUCCCAAUGUCACCACUUUCGUGGGUUUGGUUGAUGGGUUAUGUAGAGAGAAGGGUGUUGAAGAAGCCCAGAGAGUUAUUGAAACCUUAAGGGGGAAGGGUUUCUUUGUUAAUGACAAACAUGUUAGAGAAUUCUUGGAUAAAAAUGCACCAUUUUCGAACACUGUGAGGGAAGCAAUCUUUGGGAAGAAGACCUCACGGAAACCAUUUUAGUUUCUUCUUGGCUCAUAGAAAAUGGACGUAAGUAGCUUUGUGAGCAAACUUUGGGUGAUGAUGAUGAUCAAGGUUUAAACUUUUUAAUGCUUAUAUAUCACAACUGGAGAACAGUUUCUCCAACUUCAUAUAUGUAAGCUCGUUUCUUAAGAAUCACGGCUCUCUGGCUGCCGAGAAGAUGCUGGUCAUCGUAUUGUGUUGUGAGCAAUUGAGGAAUGUUCCCGUUAUCUUCAGUAUGGCAUGUCAUGCUAUUCUCUCUCUUGGUUCUGAUUUCUUUUUAAUAAUGCAGUUACAGUUCAUUCCUUGCUAUGUUUUA